AUGGAAAAGUCGAACCGGAAAAUCCUGUUACUUGUUGAUAAUGUCCUUCCACUUAAUCUAACAUCGGAAGUUCAACCGCUGGAUCAAGGAAUAAUACGAGUUGUUAAAGCUCGUUAUCGUAAAAAAAUGCUACAACAUCUUAUCACCGUUGCUGAAGACUGCGAUACACGAUCUCAGUUUCUUAAAUCAAUUUCAGUCUUGCAUGCGGUUCGUUGGGUAAAUAGUUCCUGGCAGGAAAUUUCACCAGAAACAAUUAGCAAAUGCUUUCAAUGCUCAGUUGAUAAGAUUAUUAACGCCGAUGUUGAGUUGAUUCUUCAUGAAGAAAUAUCUACUGCACCUGACGAUAUUUUACAAUCAAUUUUGCAGCAAAAAGAACACUCUGAUGCCGAGUGUUAUGAUAGUGAUAACGAUGAAACAGUGAACGAUGACAGUCUUCCUCCAGUUGCACCAAAAAUUAUGGUUCCUACAAUUGAUCCUGCUGACGAGAUUGACUGCGUGGGUCAACGAGGAGAUUUAAUUCUCGGAAUGGAAUUCUGGCAGAACUUCAAGGUUUUGGUGGAUCCAUUCUCGCAAACUUAUGCCGCAAGUGAUAGCAAACAUCAUUACUCACUAUUACAUAGUUCCACGACGCUAAGAGAGCUUCAAACACUCUCAAUUGAUGAAACUGAACAUCUAAGAAAAUUUCUGGACUCCAAAUUCGAUCAAUUCGACAAAGAGUCUACUGGCGAGACUCAUUUAAUGAAACACUGUCCGUUGAAUAAAUUGACUAGUCCAAAGGUUCCUUGGAGAUGGAAUGAUGCCGAAAAAAAGUCGUUUGACAUCAAGAAGGCUCUUAUCGAAGCUCCUCGGUUGUAUGUUCCAAUGCCUCGACAACCCUUGAUUUUGUACACCGAUGCUAGCGAUUUUGGCUUAGGUUCGAUUUUAGCUUAG
Belonocnema kinseyi is the source of this 930-nucleotide messenger RNA. RefSeq lists its product as uncharacterized. The transcript has 6 exons. Gene Ontology annotation, molecular function: nucleic acid binding. Bases 1 to 930 code for a protein of 309 amino acids. The record is from RefSeq and is a predicted model, not a curated record. NCBI's taxonomy places the organism in Eukaryota, Metazoa, Arthropoda, Insecta, Hymenoptera, Cynipidae.